Messenger RNA from Perognathus longimembris pacificus (Pacific pocket mouse), 6159 nucleotides. RefSeq names its product Ecm29 proteasome adaptor and scaffold (gene Ecpas). Bases 493 to 6012 code for a protein of 1839 amino acids. The record is from RefSeq and is a predicted model, not a curated record. Gene Ontology annotation, cellular component: cytoplasm; nucleus. Gene Ontology annotation, molecular function: molecular adaptor activity. Gene Ontology annotation, biological process: proteasome assembly. The transcript has 50 exons. NCBI's taxonomy places the organism in Eukaryota, Metazoa, Chordata, Mammalia, Rodentia, Heteromyidae.
GCAGCCCGGACCUCGACUCCGCGGAGCUCCCGGCGCGGGGCUCGCCCUCCCGGGACUGAGUCAGCGCCGGGGCCCCGGAGUUCGGCGGGAGGCGCAGGGCGGGGCUUCCUCCCGCCGACUCGGGAGCCCAGCUCUACUUUUCCGAGUCCACGUCUCUGCCGUCUGACAGGCGUGGUUCAUCCAGGUCGGGCCUGGCCGACGUGACAGCCCCGGUGCUGUCCAGAGGAUCCAUCUCCUUCCCCUCCGCCCUCCAGUCCCUCCCCGGGGCCUGGGCGGCCACUGAGCGAGCGAGCGAGCGACCGACCAGAGCGCGCGCGCGGCCACUCGAGCCCCGCCGGCCGGCCGAACCCUUUCGGAUAGCUCGAGCGCCGAGCGCGGCUUCGGGGCCAUGGAGACCGGCUCGGACUCAGAUUCUUUAUACAAUUGCCUUUGUACGAGUGGAUGAACAUACCAUUGGUGAUCCAGAGGAUUUUUGACAAGAUUGGAUAAACCAUGUAUCACAUUGAUUGUAGAGAUCAGCUUGAACGGGUCUUUUUACGACUUGGCCAUGCUGAAACAGAUGAACAGUUACAAAAUAUUAUAUCUAAAUUCCUUCCUCCUGUUUUGCUCAAAUUAUCCAGCACCCAAGAAGGAGUACGGAAAAAGGUAAUGGAACUACUGGUUCAUUUGAAUAAGCGUAUAAAAAGCCGCCCCAAAAUACAACUCCCAGUAGAGACAUUGUUGGUUCAGUACCAGGAUCCUGCUGCAGUUUCCUUUGUCACAAAUUUUACUAUAAUUUAUGUUAAGAUGGGCUAUCCUCGUCUGCCAGUAGAAAAGCAAUGUGAACUGGCCCCUACACUUCUUACUGCCAUGGAGGGGAAGCCUCAGCCACAGCAGGACAGCUUAAUGCAUCUUUUAAUACCAACCCUUUUUCACAUGAAAUACCCUGUUGAAUCAUCAAAAUCAGCUUCUCCGUUUAAUCUUGCUGAGAAACCAAAGACUGUGCAGCUGCUUUUGGACUUCAUGUUAGAUGUUCUUCUAAUGCCUUAUGGAUAUGUGUUAAAUGAAACCCAGAGUCGCCAAAAUUCGUCAUCAGCACAGAGUUCUUCGAACAGUGGGGGAGGUUCUGGAAUCCCACAGCCUCCCCCAGGAAUGAGCUUUUACGCAGCUAAACGCGUUAUCGGUGAUAACCCAUGGACACCCGAACAGUUGGAGCAGUGCAAAUUGGGCAUAGUGAAAUUCUUAGAAGCUGAACAGGUGCCUGAACUCGAGGCUGUUCUCCACCUGGUGAUUGCUUCUAGUGAUACUCGCCACAGUGUGGCAACAGCAGCAGACCUGGAAUUAAAAAGCAAACAAAGCUUAAUUGACUGGAAUAAUCCUGCCAUCAUUAAUAAGAUGUGCAAGGUGUACCUUGGAGACAUACCACUGAAGACAAAAGAGGGAGCAGUUCUGAAGCCAGAGCUGAAACGAGACCCAGUCAGCACCAGAGUCAAAUUAAAGAUCGUCCCCCAUCUUCUUCGCUCUCGACAAGCUGCUGAAACGUUCCCAGCUAAUAUUCAGAUAGUAUAUGACGGACUUUUUGGUACAAAUACAAACUCAAAGUUAAGAACAUUAUCCCUGCAAUUUGUACAUCACAUUUGUAUAACCUGUCCAGAAAUCAAGAUUAAACCACUAGGUCCAAUGCUUUUGAAUGGCCUAACGAAGCUAAUCAAUGAAUAUAAAGAGGACCCUAAACUACUGUCAAUGGCAUAUUCAGCUGUUGGAAAACUCUCCAGUCGAAUGCCCCAAUUAUUUACUAAGGAUAUAGCUCUUGUGCAGCAGCUUUUUGAAGCCUUGUGCAAGGAAGAACCUGAGACUCGACUUGCUAUCCAGGAAGCAUUGUCUAUGAUGGUUGGAGCUUACAGCACUUUGGAAGGAGCACAGAGAACUUUGAUGGAGGCACUUGUGGCUUCAUACUUAAUAAAGCCUGAAGUUCAAGUUCGACAAGUGGCUGUGAAAUUUGCCAGCACGGUGUUUCCCUCAGAUCAUGUACCUUCCAGAUAUUUACUCCUACUGGCUGCAGGAGAUCCUCGAGAAGAAGUUCAUGGAGAGGCACAGCGAGUAUUAAGGUGUCUUCCUGGGAGAAACUCAAAAGAAAAUGCUUCUAAACAAAUGCCUUCUUUUCCAGAAAUGGUACAUUAUAUCCAAGAGAAGGCUUCCCAUCGAAUGAAAACUCCAGUCAAAUACAUGACUGGGACCACUGUCCUCCCAUUUAACCCAGCAGCAUUUGGAGAGAUAGUUCUAUACUUGCGCAUGUGCUUGGCUCAUAGUGCAGGAGUGGUCCCCACCUCUCAGAGUUUGGCUGAUAUGCAAGAUCAUGCUCCAGCCAUUGGUCGCUAUAUACGAACUUUAAUGUCAAGCAGCCAGGUGACACCUUCAUCAUCUUCUAAUAAGAGUGGAGAAACCAAUCCUGUUCAGAUCUACAUUGGCCUGCUACAGCAGCUGUUAGCAGGUGUUGGAGGUUUGCCUGUCAUGUAUUGUCUACUGGAAGCUGUGUCAGUAUAUCCGGAAAAACUAGCUGCCAAAUUUGUAGACAAAACAGAAUGGAUAAAGAGUCUGAUGAAUAGCAGUAAAGAAGAAAUGCGUGAAUUGGCAGCGUUGUUUUAUUCUGUGGUUGUAUCAACGGUGUCAGGAAAUGAGUUGAAGUCACUGAUAGAACAACUUAUAAAGACUACAAAAGACAAUCAUAGCCCCGAGAUACAGCAUGGAUCUUUACUUGCGUUGGGAUUCACAGUGGGAAGAUACCUGGCUAAAAAGAAAAUGAGAAUGGCCGAGCAGCAAGACCUGGAGACUGAUGCAAAUUUCCUGCCUGACCAAGAGGAGCUCAUUCAGACUGCCACAGAAACCAUAGGUUCGUUUUUGGACAGUACAUCACCACUUUUGGCGAUUGCUGCCUGUACGGCCCUGGGUGAAAUUGGGAGAAAUGGUCCACUCCCAAUCCAGAGUGAGGGGCCUGGCUUCACCAAGCUGCAUCUUGUUGAAAGCUUACUAAAUAGAAUUCCUUCUAGUAAAGAAACAAACAAGAUGAAAGAACGAGCAAUCCAAACAUUAGGAUAUUUUCCGGUUGGGGAUGGGGAUUUUCCUCAUCAGAAACUUCUCUUGCAAGGUCUGAUGGAUUCGGUGGAGGCCAAGCAGAUAGAACUUCAGUUCACCAUUGGUGAAGCCAUUACCAGUGCUGCAAUAGGAACUGCUUCCGUGGCUGCCCGAGAUGCCUGGCUUGUGACUGAAGAAGAAUAUAUUCCCCCAACUGGUGCCAAAGUGAAUGAUGUGGUCCCAUGGGUUUUGGAUGUUAUAUUAAACAAACAUAUCAUCAGCCCUAACCCACAUGUAAGGCAAGCAUCCUGCAUCUGGCUCCUUUCCCUUGUAAGGAAGCUAAGUACCCAUAAAGAAGUGAAGUCUCAUCUUAAAGAAAUUCAAAGUGCAUUUGUUUCAGUUCUGUCAGAAAAUGAUGAACUUAGCCAAGAUGUUGCCUCAAAAGGCCUUGGGUUGGUUUAUGAAUUAGGAAAUGAACAAGAUCAACAGGAGUUGGUAUCCACACUUGUAGAAACACUCAUGACUGGCAAAAGAGCUAAACAUGAAGUUUCUGGAGAGACAGUAGUGUUUCAAGGAGGAGGCCUUGGCAAAACACCUGAUGGCCAGGGGCUUUCUACAUAUAAAGAGCUAUGUUCUCUGGCAAGUGAUCUUAGUCAGCCAGAUCUGGUGUAUAAAUUUAUGAACUUGGCCAACCAUCAUGCAAUGUGGAACUCAAGGAAGGGUGCUGCUUUUGGUUUUAAUGUAAUUGCUACCAGAGCUGGAGAACAGCUUGCUCCUUUUCUGCCUCAGCUAGUUCCUCGUCUUUAUCGCUAUCAGUUUGAUCCCAACCUUGGUAUUCGACAAGCUAUGACAAGUAUCUGGAAUGCAUUGGUUACUGACAAAACAAUGGUGGAUAAGUAUUUGAAAGAAAUUCUUCAAGAUCUGAUUAAGAACCUUACCAGCAAUAUGUGGAGAGUCCGAGAAUCCAGCUGUUUAGCUUUGAAUGACUUAUUGAGAGGAAGACCCUUAGAUGACAUCAUUGAUAAACUUCCAGAAAUUUGGGAAACACUUUUUAGAGUGCAAGAUGAUAUCAAGGAGUCUGUACGCAAAGCAGCAGAAUUAGCGCUGAAAACUCUGAGCAAGGUUUGUGUGAAAAUGUGUGACCCUGCCAAAGGAGCAGCGGGCCAGAGAACCAUCGCUGUCCUCCUCCCUUGCCUUCUGGACAAAGGAAUGAUGAGUCCUGUGACAGAAGUCCGAGCCCUCAGCAUUAACACCCUUGUGAAGAUCAGCAAAAGUGCCGGAGCCAUGUUGAAACCACAUGCUCCUAAACUCAUCCCUGCUCUGCUGGAGUCUCUAAGUGUAUUGGAGCCCCAAGUUCUCAAUUAUUUGAGCCUCCGGGCUACAGAUCAAGAAAAGGCUGCGAUGGAUAGUGCUCGACUAAAUGCUGCCAAGUCGUCUCCUAUGAUGGAAACUAUCAACAUGUGCCUGCAAUAUCUUGAUGUGUCAGUGUUGGGUGAACUAGUUCCUAGGUUAUGUGAACUGAUCAGAAGUGGCGUAGGUCUUGGAACUAAGGGAGGCUGUGCCAGUGUCAUUGUGUCUUUAACCACUCAGUGCCCACAGGACCUAACACCUUACUCAGGUAAACUUAUGAGUGCUUUGCUUAGUGGCCUGACAGAUCGGAAUAGUGUGAUUCAGAAAUCCUGUGCAUUUGCUAUGGGCCAUUUAGUCCGGACCUCGCGGGAUAGCAGUACUGAAAAACUGCUGCAGAAGCUUAAUGUCUGGUAUAUGGAGAAAGAAGAACCCAUCUAUAAGACCUCUUGUGCUUUGACUAUUCAUGCAAUUGGACGAUACAGCCCAGAUGUAUUGAAAAACCAUGCCAAAGAAGUUCUGCCCUUGGCAUUUCUAGGCAUGCAUGAAAUAAUUGAUGAGGAAAAACCUGAAAAAGAAGAAUGUGACUUAUGGACUGAAGUUUGGCAGGAAAAUGUGCCUGGCUCCUUUGGAGGUAUUCGAUUAUACCUGCCAGAGUUGAUUACCAUUACCCAGAAGGCUUUACAGUCUCAGUCUUGGAAAAUGAAAGCCCAGGGUGCAAUCGCCAUGGCAUCAAUUGCAAAACAAACCAGCAGUCUUGUACCUCCAUAUCUGGGGAUGAUACUGAGUGCGUUGCUACAAGGCCUGGCUGGAAGAACAUGGGCAGGAAAGGAAGAACUAUUGAAAGCCAUUGCCUGUGUGGUGACAGCUUGCAGUGCAGAGCUGGAAAAGUCUGUGCCCAGUCAACCCAGCACAAAUGAAAUUCUUCAAGCUGUUUUGAAGGAAUGUUGCAAAGAGAACCUCAAAUACAAGAUUGUAGCAAUCAGCUGUGCAGCUGAUGUUUUAAAAGCCACCAAAGAGGACAGAUUCCAGGAGUUUUCUCACAUUGUCAUACCUCUCAUCAAGAAGAACUCACUUGAAAGCAUGGGAGUUCAGACAACCAAAUCUGAAGAUGAAAAUGAGAAGGAAAGGGAGCUGCAGCUGGAGUCUUUGCUGAGUGCCUUUGAGAGCCUGGGCAAAGCCUGGCCCAGAAACGUGGAGACUCAACGUUGUUAUCGUCAGGAACUGUGCAAGCUGAUGUGUGAACGGCUGAGACUCAGCACCUGGAAAGUGCAGCUAGGGGUCCUGCAGUCGAUGAAUGCCUUUUUUCAGGGGUUAAUGCUUUUGGAAGAGGAACACGCAGAUCCUGAGGCUUUGACGGAAAUUCUCCUUGAAACUUGUAAAUCAAUCACAUAUUCUUUAGAAAAUAAGACCUACUCCUCUGUAAGAACAGAAGCUUUGUCUGUGAUAGAAUUACUGCUUAAGAAACUUAAAGAAUCUAAACAGUGGGACAGUUUGACAUCUGAAUGCAGGGUGCUCCUGAUUGAGUCUUUAGCCACUAUGGACACGGACAGCAGACCUGAGCUGCAAGAAAAAGCAUCGUUUCUAAAGAAGACACUUGAAAAUCUGGAGUAAAGGGGAAUGGGAAGAUACAAACAAUUGCUGUGGUCACUGGGGGUUGAAAUGGUGUUCUUUAAGAUACCAAGUGGGGAAAAGUAAAGAUUAAUCUGUAGCAUGCAUCAUUCCUUGGCUGAAAUAAUAAUAAUAAAAGCCUUAAAUUUU